Messenger RNA from Mirounga angustirostris (Northern elephant seal), 420 nucleotides. Its product is annotated as cytochrome c oxidase subunit 6A1, mitochondrial-like. The record is from RefSeq and is a predicted model, not a curated record. NCBI's taxonomy places the organism in Eukaryota, Metazoa, Chordata, Mammalia, Carnivora, Phocidae. The coding region runs from base 1 to 339 and encodes 112 amino acids. Gene Ontology annotation, biological process: mitochondrial electron transport, cytochrome c to oxygen. The transcript is spliced from 2 exons. Gene Ontology annotation, molecular function: enzyme regulator activity. Gene Ontology annotation, cellular component: mitochondrial inner membrane.
AUGGUAGACACAGAUAUAGGUGAGCACAGAAAUGCCAAGGGGCUAGAAUCAGGGGCCUCGAGUUGGGACAAGACAAGAGUGGCGAGUGGCGCCCACGGCGAGGAGGGCUCAGCUCGCAUGUGGAAGGCUCUCACCUACUUCGUAGCGCUCCCUGGCGUGGAUGUGAGCAUGCUGAAUGUCUUCCUGAAGUCGCGUCAUGGAGAGCACGAGAGACCCGAGUUCGUCGCUUACCCCCAUCUCCGCAUCAGGUCCAAGCCCUUUCCCUGGAGAGAUGGUAAUCAUACUCUAUUCCAUAACUCUCACAUGAAUCCACUUCCAACCGGCUAUGAAGAUGAAUAGAGAGAACCUGGACCACCACCCAGUGGGGACCACAGCACUGGUUUGGACCAAGACUCUGCACACGGACCAGAAAAAUCUAUG